This is a messenger RNA of Phoenix dactylifera (date palm), 1023 nucleotides long. Its product is annotated as elongation factor 1-beta 2-like. Gene Ontology annotation, molecular function: translation elongation factor activity; guanyl-nucleotide exchange factor activity. Gene Ontology annotation, biological process: translational elongation. The record is from RefSeq and is a predicted model, not a curated record. Gene Ontology annotation, cellular component: eukaryotic translation elongation factor 1 complex; cytosol. NCBI's taxonomy places the organism in Eukaryota, Viridiplantae, Streptophyta, Magnoliopsida, Arecales, Arecaceae.
UUCCCUUAUUUUAUUAUAUAAAUCCCUUUCCUUCAGCUACCCUCUUCCUCUUUUCCAGUUCUAGGGUUUUUGCUUCCGUCCCAGGGUUUCUACUUUGCUGCCGCCCUCCUCUCGCUCCAUCUGCAUCGUCUCCAAUGGCGGUCUCCUUCUCCGAUCUCCACACCGAAACCGGCCUCAAAACUCUCGAAGAAUUUCUCUCCGGCAAGACCUACAUCUCUGGAGAUCAAAUUAGUAGAGAUGAUAUCAAAGUCUUUGCAGCAGUAUCAAAGCCAGGAGGGGAGUUUCCGAAUGUGUGCCGUUGGUGCGAGAGCGUGUCUUCGAUUAUUGCUCCAAGAUUUCCUGGUGAAGCUGUUGGAGUCAAAAUCGCAGGCCAAGCUGCACCCUCAGCUGCUGCCCCUGCAACAGAGGCUGCAAAGACCUCAGUGAAUGAUGAUGAUCUAGAUCUCUUCGGUGAUGAGACAGAGGAGGAGAAGAAGGCUGCUGAGGAGCGGGAGGCGGCUGUUAAAGCCUCGUCCAAGAAGAAAGAAAGUGGAAAGUCAUCUGUCCUUCUGGAUAUCAAACCUUGGGAUGAUGAAACUGACAUGAAGAAGCUGGAGGAGGCUGUUCGCAGCAUUGAGAUGCCAGGCCUCUUUUGGGGAGCAUCAAAGCUUGUGCCUGUGGGCUAUGGUAUUAAGAAGCUGCAGAUCAUGUUGACCAUUGUAGAUGACCUUGUAUCAAUUGACGACCUUAUCGAGGAGCGUCUCACGGUCGAGCCUUGUAAUGAAUUUGUUCAGAGCUGCGACAUUGUGGCCUUCAACAAAAUCUAGGCGUGUCUCAACCAUUUAAUUCGGGCGAAGUAAGGUUAUUAGAUUGUUAUGUUCUCAGGGUAAUAAGACCUUGUAGUGUCGUUUGGUUCUUUUUUGAGGCUUUGCUUUAAACAAUAUUAUGAGAUUGUCUGUCUAAGCCUCAAGGGGCUUAGCAGAGACUUCAUUUGAAAGGACAUUUUGGCUCUGUUAUUUUAUUCUAUUUUACGAGCUUUGGAAA